Molecule: messenger RNA, 3935 nt
Organism: Rhagoletis zephyria (snowberry fruit fly)
Lineage: Eukaryota; Metazoa; Arthropoda; Insecta; Diptera; Tephritidae
Product: transient receptor potential cation channel trpm-like
Biological process (GO): metal ion transport; protein tetramerization; monoatomic cation transmembrane transport
Cellular component (GO): plasma membrane
Molecular function (GO): monoatomic cation channel activity
Source: RefSeq, a predicted model, not a curated record
GGAUGUUCCAACGUUUCACUGUCGUCAUGGAGUAUCAACAAAAACCCGUACUACCACCACCAUUCAUUGCACUCUGCCAUUUCUACUCGUUGCUUAAGUAUUGUAUACGUAAAGCGAAAGGAUUGGAGGUACAACGUGACAAUGGCUUAAAAUUGUUUCUCGAAAAGGAUGAUAUGGAGCGUUUGUACGACUUCGAAGAGGAAUGCGUUGAGGGUUUCUUUCACGAACAGGAAAUCAUAUUGAAUCAAUCGACUGAUGAACGUGUGAAAAAUACAACGGAACGUGUUGAAAUAUUGGCACAAAAAAUUGAGGAUAUCAAUCAAAAGGAGAAUGUACAAACGGCCACUGUGCAGAGUAUCGAAUUUCGUCUGCGCAAAAUGGAAGAAUCUUCGGAGCAAAUACUUUCGCACUUGGCGGUCAUACAUCGUUUCAUGUCGAUGCAUAUGCUUGAUGGAGGCGAUUUGCACGCAUCGAAUAUGAAUCUCGGCGGAGAUUUACAGCGUGUACGCACCGUGUCGAUGUCUGAUAAUGAGACACUGAUGCCAACACCGAAUUUACAGGUCAACAACCGUCGUCGCUUUAAUCGUUCGCUCACAGAAGUGCGCCCGGAUGCGUACAUUUUCGAUGAAGGCACCCAUUUCGAGGUGGUGCCAGUACCUGAAGAGCCAGACGAUCUGCCGCUGAGCGAGCAUGUGAGCCGCAAAAUAUCCAUGCAAUCCGAAUCUGACUCGGACAUUUACCUACCGAUGUCACAACGCCCGUCCACAUGUGAGACUGUAAAGCGUACGCCAUACGUCACAGUGCGGCAGGACACUGGCGCCAGCACUGAGAGCAAAGAUACUUUAACACCACUGGGUGCCGAUGAUGAACACACGCUGGUCGGAGAGAAUUCGGAUGAGACUGGUCAGGAUUUAAAUUUCGAAGCUGCCAAGCGUCGUGCACUGCGCCAACGCACCGUAUCGCUGUGUCGUCGCAACUCUGAAGCGUGCUCCAUCAUAGCUGCCGAUAUUAACCGCUCACGCAUAAGUCUGAAUCAGUUGCCGUUGUCACGCCGGCAAAUGAGUCUUACACAAUCUGAGCCAGAUAGUGACAAGGAGGCGAUUGGAGGGGGAAAAUCAGUAUUGCAUGCGAAAUCCGGCAGAAAUGUACUUUUGAAACUUCAUACCGAAUACACUUCGAUAACGGAUGAAUUGGAGAGUGUAUGCCAUUUGAUUGCAUCGCCGACGGUUUCGUUGCCCAGCAAUAAAGCAUCACUGGAUCGCCCUAUGGGUGAGAUGUCUAAGGCUGAAUUUGCUGCCAUGUUGGAGAAGCAACAUUUGAAGGAAUGCGAAGAGAAUGACUACAUGAUGUUGGAGGGACUAUUUCAGGCACGUGCAUCCAUCGAUGACACGGACAACUCAUUUGGGACCGGCGCCUCUGCAGAGUUCAGUCAUCGGCAUCCACUGCGUCGUGAAACAGCCAUCGAACUUUCACCGUCCAAACCGCCAUCGGGUGGCGGCUUGCUCGGUUGCGGUAACAGCAGCGACACAAGCGGAGCUGGCAGCGGCGGCCCCGGUGGCGGUGGUGGAGCUGUUGUAUUUUCCAGCUCAUCCACCGGCCCAGCUGGGUUCCUCUUGAAAAACGAGCGGCCAUGGCAGCGUAACUCCUCCAUGGAGCAGCAACAAACAUAUCAAUCGGCAGCGGUGCCAACACGCGCCACUAGCGAAUUCCUAAAUGCACCAUUCGAAAGCACCGGCAGAUUAUUCAAAAAGUCCAGCGAGAGCUUACAAAAAGGCUCCAGCACAGAGACCGACUAUUCAGCGCAUCCAUAUCGCUUUAUUAAGCAAAGUUCAAACGACACAACCACCUCAAUGACUGGUUCCUACAACAUCGAUACACCAUCGCUGGCGGCUGAACUGUCGCUUGACGCAGUCGAAACAAAUACACAAACAACGCCCACCACUGUGCAGGAGCUUGUCGCCAGCAGCGGCGCCGGUGGAAAUGGCACAGCCACUGCUGCAAGCAACGGCAACGCGAGCGACACUACUGCACGUUAUCAACCGCUACGCACAGCUGCCAUGGGCGCCAAUGAUGGCAAACGUGAUAUGGUCAACAAGCGCUCCAGCGAAGUAGCGACAUCAACGCCCAUGGAGCUGGGCGCCACAACAGCAGCAGCUGCAGCGGCGGUAAUGUCGCAGGUGCAGUCCGCGUUGCCGCGUGCCAUGCAGCUGAAGAAGCAGUUUAGCAUGGAUCAAGCGAGCAAAGUGCAGCCACAGCAGCUGCAACACUCAUUGCACACACAAACGCUCAACGCGCUGCCGGCGACAACAGCAACAACGACUGGUGCAGCGAAGACAAUUGGCAGCGCGUUGGUCGAUACGAGCGCAACAAGUGCGGCCGCUGCUGUACUGCCAGCACUUGCAGUGCCAGCCAAAUUGCUAUCCUCGCUCAAGCCGCCCGGCGGCAUCAAAACACUCGGCAUGAACAUACUCAAGGAGAGCAGCUCCAGCACGGAGGAGUCAAAGGAGAGCGGUGGCGACAAUGUGCACGCCACCGCAGCCAUGCCACAAAUAAGCACACACACAGUACAAGAUGAAAUUGCCAAACUGUCGUCCAAUAUAAAAUCAAGCACCGAAUCGGAGAAGGAUCCACCAUACAAUGAGACAAUGUGCUGAUUAGCAAAGGCAGUUGGCCGACUAGCAAACACUGUCUACUAUUACCCACAUACCUACACAUUUAUAUUACCUGUGCAACGGCAGCAAAAGCAAGCGUGAAUUUUAUAAACUAACUACCUACCUACACAUACCUAAUUGUAUCUAAAAACUUUAUUGUAUAAGUACGAGUAUGUAUAUAAAUAUGUAUGUGAUUGUACGUUGUUGAUUAGUGUAAUAGAGCAUUUAGGGAGCGUUUAGAUACAUAUGUAUAUAUGUCACAUAAAGAUGAGGAUGAAGAAAAUGCCUAUAUAUCUAAAGAGAAUAUACUUAUGCAUACAUACAUUAUACAUCUACAAGUAAGCUAAAAACAAAAAAGAAUUUGCUCCUAGAAAAUGAUAUAUAAUGCUAGUGAAGUGUAUUUUAAAAAUGUCCUUUUUUAUGUACUAAAUUUUAAAACUAAUUUUAAAAUGCGAAGUUAGCGGACGCAUGCAUGUGAUGAUUGUUCAUUCGAGCAAAACAAAAAGGGAAAACAUAAAAAAUAACAACCAGCAUUCGCCAUACGUAAUUAUGUCACUAAACAUAAAUUGCCGCGCGCAAAGCAUACUUUAGCGUAUAUUUAAGCUAUGUACAUAUUCAUAAAUCAAACUCGUUUUAAUAUUCUAGAUUGAAAGAUAGCAAUUAUCAAAUACUUAUUUUGUUUAGCUUAAAAAAUUGUUUGCCAUUUACCGUUAUUUGUUUUUGAUAGGUGUGUGUAUUUAUUGAAAAUUGUUAAUUGCUUAUUUGUAGCUAACAAUAAGCUGUUACAUAUUGUUUACAAGUUUUAGGUAAGCUUAUUUGCAUUUUUAGGGAUUUACCAAAACUUAGUUUUUAAUAAAUAAAUAGUUAUAUAUGUAUGUAUUAAUGUAUAGCAUGUACAUAUGUACGUAUACAGCUGCAAUUGUAAGAAACCUCAUUGCUCAAACAGUUUUAUUCUGAUUAUUUUAUUUUGUUGUUGACCGCCGAAAAUUUUGUGUACUACUAUAUUGUAAUUAUAAAAACAAAAAAAGAUCUCUUUCAUAUUACGAAAACUGAUGCCGCCAAUAAAGAAAAAUUAAAAAAAUAAAUAAUAGUAAUAGUUAUACAAGUGGUGCGUUCGCCGUACAUAAAAGAAAAUACAUACAUACAUUUUUUUUUAUUGUUAUUACGACUAAAGCACAAAUUUUCGGCGCAAAUUUUAUUGUACUUAUACUCAUAAUUUUAUUGCAUUUUUUCAUGUUAGCGCAAAUAUUUAAUAAAAGUAAAACCAUAUUAAGCUCGACGAAA